Eurytemora carolleeae is the source of this 1430-nucleotide messenger RNA. RefSeq lists its product as uncharacterized. The record is from RefSeq and is a predicted model, not a curated record. The transcript has 13 exons. Lineage: Eukaryota; Metazoa; Arthropoda; Copepoda; Calanoida; Temoridae. Bases 24 to 1391 code for a protein of 455 amino acids. Gene Ontology annotation, cellular component: nucleus.
GAACCAGAUAGAACUAGUUAAGGAUGGAUCUUGAGAUGAGCAUGACGAAACCUAUGGAGUUCUGGGACAUAGGGAAACCGACAAUGAGAGGGAUCCGAAAAUGUACGAAAUGCGGAACAUUUAACGGAACAAGAGGAAUAGCGUGUAAGAAUAAAUCCUGUGGAAUGGUAUUUCGUUCUAAUACGGACACUAAGAAGCAAGCAGGGGACGCUAGUAAACUUUAUACAGGCACGGAUAUGCAAAUCUACAGUGUACGGAUAACUAGGGACCGUGGACCAGAUUAUAGAGGAUUUGUCUUGUUACCUAUGGUUGAGGGGUUGGAUCCUAGCUCUAGGUUGGAGGGUGAAGCUGCUCUCCUGGUUCAGAGUGCUAGUAGAUGCUAUGUAGAGAACUGUCCUAGAUCUCAUGUCAAGGAGUUGGAUGUUUUAGCUGUAGGUGAGGGGUGUUCCCAUAUUCUGAGCUGUUUAUCUUCCACAACUGAAUCUGUUCCUGUCAUGCUCCGACACUCUGCCAUGAAUGAUCUAGAAAUCAGGAGUGAAUUUAAACAUGAUGUUUAUAGUUUUGCAGAACAUAUUUCAGGCCCUUUAGUUCAAAGGGUUAAUAAACAGGUAUUUGUAGUAAAAUGUGAGGCAGAUACGCGGCAUCCCCUGGGCUACCUUCAUAUUGCUUUUAUCGAACAGAAACUUCGAGAUAAACCUGGAGCUGAACAGAAGUUCUUCUGCACAUGUGAUACUUUUAAAGGACUGGAUAGAUCUUGUCGGUACUGGACUCAAUGGUCUGGAACACUACGGGAGAAGGAACCAGAAUGGAUUCUCAAGCGCUGUAUUCAUUAUUAUGCAUGCUUAUGCGCCUUUGCCAGUGACAACAAGCUUAGAGAAGAGUUCAGGCAUUUUAUUGACCUGGAUUCGAACCUGAACGAGAGAAAUACCUCCCCUCAGGUCUUCUCCUUCCUGGGGAACAAUGAGAACGGAGAAGCAAUACAGGUUGAGGUUCUAAGUAGUGUUGAGGACGGAAGAGAUAUUGAGCUGUAUGAUCCUAACAUUAACAAUGAACAAAUUGAAAUACAGAUGGAAACUCCUGACGGUCUUCAGACCAUAACGGUUCCAGCUGCAAUUCCGGUCAAUCAGAAGCGGUCUCUAGUCGACACUGACCGGCAGACCAGUCCAAACAAAAAGAAAAUGGGGCAAAACUUGCUGGACACACAAAAGUAUUUUAAUAAUAGUUCCCCCCGACACGAGAGCUCAGUUAUCCAGGGGUUUGUUCAAUGGUUAGCGAGUAUUACAGAACGGAUCAACCAGACAAUGCAUUAUCAGUUUCCUGGCAGACCAGAUCCUUUAGUGCAGGAAUCUCUUAAAAGAAGAAAAACCCUUCACUCUUUUCUUUCAUACUGAGUGAAGGUUAAACUUGAACUGGGGUGGGCUAUAUAAAGU